Molecule: messenger RNA, 1009 nt
Organism: Paramecium sonneborni
Lineage: Eukaryota; Ciliophora; Oligohymenophorea; Peniculida; Parameciidae
Source: the annotation of a GenBank genome assembly
AUGAACAAUGACAUCUGUAUGUUUGGACUGACAAAAUCAGGAAAAACUUCAAUGAUAAGAGUGAUAUUCUAAAAGCUUGAAAUAUUUAGAACGAUUUAAUUAGAUCCAACAAAUAGAAUGGAAUCAGUUCCUGUUAAUUUAGGAUCUCAUAUUCAUUUUAAGAUUUAUGAAUUUUCUGGUCAUUAUGAUUUAAAUGAUUCAUAACCUCCUGAAAUAGCAGCUAUGGAAACUUGUAGUUUAAUGAUCUAUGUAAUUGAUUCAUAGGUAAAUAAAGAUGUUCUAUACACAUUCUAUAGGCUGAACCAUUUAAUGAGGCUGUCUAAUAUUUAAGAUAAGCUAUACAAACUGUUAAAUAAAGAUCUCCUCAUUGCGAAUGUCAUUGUUUUAUUCAUAAGGUGGAUCCAGACAUUGAAGAUAAUAAGAAGAAUGGUAAUACAAUUAAUAAUUACUUUAAAAGAAUUGUUGUAAUAAAUUUAAAAAGACAUCUCAGAUGAAUUAUCUAAAAAUAGUAUGAAUUAUAUUAAGGUUGACUUUCAUGUGACUUCAAUCUUUGAUCAUUCAUAUUUGGAACAUUUUAGUAAAGUAAUUUAAAGAAUAUUGCCAUAUUCUUAAUCUAUAUAAACAUUAUUAGAUUCAUUUAAUCUAUCAUGUAAAAUUGAAAAGUCCUUUUUAUUUGAAAUUUAUUCCAAAUUAUACUUGGCUAGUGAUUCCUAACAUUUUCAUAGUACUAAUUUCUAACUUUGUUCUGAAAUGAUUGAUGUAUUCAUCGAUGUUACAUGCAUAUAUGGAAAAUUAGAUGAUGCAGGUCAAAGCUAAAUUUAAUUAUCAGAUGGAUCAAUUUUAAUCUAUCAAACAGUUAAUGAGUAAUUUAAUAUUAUUAAUAUUCAUUAGAGGUAUAUCAUUGAUAAGUAUAUUGAAAUCUGAGAACUUAGAAAGACCAUUUUUAUUAGAAUACAACAUUAAUUAAUUCAGACAGGGUUUAGCAUAAUUAUUUAAAAUUAAAUGAAAC